This is a messenger RNA of Dictyostelium purpureum, 1440 nucleotides long. RefSeq lists its product as uncharacterized. Gene Ontology annotation, molecular function: RNA polymerase II complex binding; chromatin binding. Bases 1 to 1365 code for a protein of 454 amino acids. Gene Ontology annotation, cellular component: Cdc73/Paf1 complex. Gene Ontology annotation, biological process: transcription elongation by RNA polymerase II. NCBI's taxonomy places the organism in Eukaryota, Evosea, Eumycetozoa, Dictyosteliales, Dictyosteliaceae. The record is from RefSeq and is a predicted model, not a curated record. The transcript has a single exon.
AUGAAUACAACAACAUCAACAACAAGUAACAAUAGUGGUAAUGUUAAUAUAGGAGCACCAGCUCCAAUAAGACAACCAUCUAAACAUACAUCAUCAAGCUCAUCAUCAAGCCACCACCACCACCAAUCACAAAACCACCAACACCAUAAAAAAGAUCAUCAUUCAUCUCAAGCAUCGCAAUCAUCACAAGCAUCACAACAAGAUAUAAUUAAUAAUAAACCAUCAGAAUUUCAAUGUAAAUUAAAAUUUCAAAACUCAUUACCAGAGAUACCAUUUGAACCAAAAUUUUUAAAAAUACAAUCCGAUUUCAAUAGAUUUACCCAAUAUAAAACUACAUCAUUAGAGCGUCAAUAUAAACAUCAACUUUUAACCGAACCUCAAUUGGGUAUUCCAAUUGAUCUAAUUGAUCCAUCUGUUUAUAAUACACCAAAAACACCAAUCAGAGUACCAUCACGUGAUGAACCACUUUUAAAAUCAUUAUCAGUUCAAGAUUUAGAAGAAAAGAGUGCAGCUAAAAAGAAGAGUGAAAUUAGACCAAACGUUGGUUGGCUUAGAAGAACUGAAUACCUUUCAAAAGCAGAUGAUAAUACAUUUGGUAGACCACCAGUUAAACGUGCAAGUUUACCAGGCGAUAUUACAAAUUCACCAACCAAUAAUAAACAAUUAAUGAUUCAAGAAGAAAAAGUUAGCGAUAGUACAUUGGUUGAAAAUACAUUUGACAUUUGUGCUUCAAACUAUGUAUUUGUCCAUCCAACCAAUCCAUCAUUAAAACCAACAAGUAUUUUACCAGUUUUUCCAGAUUUCGAAUUAUGGCCAAACUCUUUUACCGAAGUUGCAUUUGAUACUGACCCAUUAGACCAUUAUAUUCCAAAUAAUAUUCGUGAUGAUAAAGUCGCUGAAUACGCCAGUCGUCAUGAUGAAAUUAGAAACAAGGCGGUUGUCAAGGGUAUCACCGAUAAAUUUGUAUAUUUUAUUACCCCAAAUAUUAAAGAAAACAAUAGCAAUAAUAAUAACGAAGACGAUUUCUCUCUUGAUGGUGAACAAUAUAAAAUGCAAAAAGUACUCACUUCUGACAUUGUUCCAGAUCAAUCUCAACAAAAUUACUUUUUCAUGGUUAAAGAUGACUGUGUUUAUUAUAAUCAAUUAAAGAAUCGUGUUAAUCUUAAAAAGGUUAAAUCAAAGGAAGAAAAAAUCCUCAUUAGAAGCAGAAUCGGUCAACCUAAAUCUAUCACUUAUAAAACCAGAGAACAAAACUCAAAAGAACUACAAGAUAAAGAAAAUAUACUCAAUGAUUUACUACAAGAAGAAAAAGCUCCAUUUUCAAAUAAAAGAUUUAAAAGAUCAAAAUUAUCUGAUGAUGAAUAAAUUAAAUUUUAAAAUAUCAACAAAUAUCUAAAUAAAAAUUAAUAUAAUCGGAAAAAACAAUAAUUUUCAUUAUUU